CAGUUGCUAAAUUCCCCUUUCCAGUUUCCACCGAGUCUUAUUCUACUCUCCAUCUCUUGUACCUCACCAACCCUCUCCGCACUGCGUAUGACUGUAGCUUUAUUUUUGAUUUGAGCAUUUGGUGGGGACGCGUAUACACAUCUUCCUUGUUGAUGCAGAUUCAAUUAGGUUAGAGCUGAAUCGGGGAUGGUUCAGAAGAAAAAACCCCCCGCGCCUCCUUCUUCUUUGGAAGCUUUCACCUUCAAUGACAGCAGGUUUACUGGACCAUCCGAUUUAGCUGCUAUCAAGCUCGAAUGCGACAAGGCAUUGACGUCAUUCCGGCGUGGGAGCUACAACAAGGCGAUUCGGCUCAUGAAGGAAUCAUGCUCUCGCCACCAACACUCUGCCCUAAUCCACCGUGUUCAGGGAACUCUGUGCGUCAAAGUUGCUUCCGUCUACGAGGAUCAAGCUACGAAGCAGAGGUAUCUCCGUAGUGCGAUUCAAUAUGAUAAAAAAGAUGUGGAGCUCUCACCAACCUCUAUUGAGUUCGGCCAUUUUUAUGCUAACCUGCUUUACGACGCUGCUAACGAUGCUAGAGAGUACGAGGAGGUUGUCCAAGAGUGUCAUCGAGCUCUCUGCAUUGAGAAUCCAAUCGAUCCUGCUAAAGACACUCUUCAGGUUGAGGCUCGGCACAAGAUAUUGACACCUGAGGCUCGUAUUGCUAAUGUACAGGAGGAGCUCAGGUCUCUGAUACAGAAAUCUAAUCUUGGUUCAUUGUCUGCUUGGGUGAAACACCUGGGAAAUGGUGAAGAGAAACUUCGGUUUUUCCCCUUUAGGAGGGUGGCCGACGACCCUAUUGAGACUAACUUGAUUGAGACCAGGAGGCUGAACGAGAUUAAGAAAGCUACCAAGACUCUUGAAGAGAGGAGGAAGGAGAUUGAAGUCAGGGUGGCUGCUGCUAGGUUGUUGCAGCACAAGUCAGAAUCUUCCUCGUCAGAUAAUGUUAACAACAAAGGAUCAGAUUCAACAAUAGGCUCGGGUCAGAGAAGCGGGGAAAGCAUGGAACGCAAGGAAAACGGCUCCACAGAAGAGAGAAGGGAUAUGAUUAGGUCCUAUUGGGAGUCUACAAGCAAAGCAGCGAAGAAAGAUUUGCUUAGAGUCAAGGUUAGUGAUCUUAAGAGUCACUUUAGUGCAUCAAAGGAUGGCACUGCAAAUGAUAUAAUAAGUGAAGCUUUGUCCUUUUGUGAGGCUAAUAAAGCCUGGAGGUUCUGGGUUUGCUACCAGUGUAGUGAGAAGUUCAUGGAUUCUGAGGCUCAUAUGCAGUAUAUUGUACAUGAGCACAUUGGUAUCGUGUUACCUAAGAUGCAAAUGGUUUUGCCUGAAAGUCUCAACACUGAAAGGAUUGAAAUGCUUCUUAGUUCCCCAUGGAAGCCAUUGGAUCUCCCUGCUGAAGUAAAAAUUCUUUGCAGCCAGCAAACAAUCCAAAAUACUGAAUUUAGCAAGUUUCACUCUGGAGAUUAUAUGGGAGAUGGUGACGGCUACUUCCAAGAUGCAUGGAAUGACACUUCACCAGAGAAAAAAAAUCUUGGAGAUGCUUGCAACCGUUGUGAUGAGAAUGAGCCUGAAGAGGAUGAGGUGUCAAAUACUUUUCAUCUUCCUGAUAAAUGGCCGAUAUCUGAUGAUCCUGAACGUAAAAAAAUCCUCGCAAAAAUCCGUGUAGCCUUUGAGCUACUUAUCAGUCACAAUUAUUUAGCUGCCAGCCAUUACGAUUAGGUGAUACAAUUUACUGUGGAUGAACUUCAAAAUCUACCCUCGGGUUCACAGUUCUUAAAUCGUGGUUUGGGUCAGUCACCUACAUGCAUUCGUUUCUUGGAAGCUACCCAGCUCAGCAAAAUUCUUAAGUUCCUGCAAGACUUGUCACAGACUUUUGGGUUGAGUCGUUAUUCGGAACAGAGUAACCCCAAAGAUGAAGUUAAUUUUGGCGACCUGGGUAUUGAAGUUACAGAGGAGGUUCGUCUUGAUGGUGAAGAUUCAUGUCUUCUUCUGGAUGAAAAAUUUCUUGGCACUGAGUGCAUCCAAGAAAAGUAUAUGGGCUCAGCAUUGAACAAUGGAGCUAUAGCAAGUUCUGGGGAUAUAACCAAUGGCAAUAAUGUGUCUUCUGUUGCGGACAAAUUUCUUUCAUGGAUCUUCGAAGGACCCUCUAGCGAGGAACAAAUUGUGUCGUGGAUGCACACAAAGGAAGAGAAGACAAAUAAAGGAGUGAAGAUCAUGGAGAUUCUUGAGAAGGAGUUAUGUCACUUGCAGAAACUCUUCGAGAAAAAACGGGAGCACUUAAGCUACGAGGGAGCACUGCAGACUGUUGAGGACCUUUGUCUUGAAGAAGGCCAGAAGAGAGAGACUUCAGCUGAGUUUACCCAUGAAAGCUAUGAAUCUGUGCUGAGAAGACGAAGAGAAGAACUGAAUGAGAGUAGCAUGGAUUUUUUAAUGAGUAGUAGGGUUGAGUCAGAGGCUAUAGCAAAUGUUUUGAAAGACUCUGACUCUCUUAACCACAAUCAAUUUGGAUAUGAAGAAUCAUAUGCCUGCACGGGUUCUCAGCAUCUGGAAUCUUGGGAAGCUUAUGAAUGGGGAAUGAAAGAUUCCUCAAGGGAGGCUGACAGUUUUAUAGAGAUUGCCAUCCAGAAACAAAAGGAGCAGUUGUCGGCAGAUCUUAACAGAAUCGAUGCGCAAAUGAUGCGCAGUGUUACUGGGGUGCAGCAAUCAGAGAUAAAACUUGGACCUGUCUCCUACAAUGAUUAUCAGAUAGUACUGUUACCGUUGGUGAAGUCCUACAUGCGGGCACAUUUGGAGUUAUUGGCCGAUAAAUAUGCCACUGAGAAGGCCGAUGCUGCAAGCGAAGCAUUUCUCGUUGAGCUUGCUCUUGAUUCUAAGAAGGAGGCCCGAGGAAGAAAUGAGAAAUCGAAACACACACAGGAACAGUCUAAGGAUAAGAAAAAGAAUAAAGACACGAAAAAACUUAAGGCUUCUAUUGGGAACGACUAUCGCUUCAACGAUUUAUUUGAACACAGCCUCGCUCCGCUUGCAUCUUCUGGUGAUCCCUCCGAGGCUGACGUUGUUCCUGAAGCUUUAAAAGAAGAGGAAGAGCAAUACAGACGCCGAAUAGAGCUAGAUCUGGAGGAGAGAAAGCUUGAAGAAACUCUAGAGUAUCAAAUAAAAUUUGAGAAUGAAGCUAAGGAGAAGCAUAUUGCAGAACUACAAAAGAAAUGCAGCUCGUUAGUUCCAAUGAAUAUUGCCGAGGCAGUGUAUGAUGUUUGCAGAGAUAAUGCCGUUGAUGAUUUAGAGUUACAAGAACAAGAAAAAUAUAUAAAUGAACUACCUCAUGACUUCGAUGGGAGCCGAGUGAAUGCAAAUGGUGUUUUUUCGUCAACAAAUCAUUGUGCGAUAUCUGAUGCUGCAGUGGUUCAGGAUGUAAAUCCCCAAAAGGUUACCACUGUGACUAAUGGCGUAGCUAUUCAGGCUGGUGUUUUCCAAUCUGAUCAACGCACUGGGACAAGGAGUAGACGGCAGAAAGCUUCUAACAAUUUAGUUAGACCGUCUGAGAACAUAAAUAGUGAAUAUAGGUCAGACACCGACAAGGAGAGACAAUCUGAAACUUUACUCAGCAACGGUCAUGUGGGAACAAAGACACUAAGACAACUACAAGCUGAAGAGGAUGAAGAAGAAAAGUUUCAAUCUAACCUUAAAAAGGCAGUGCGUCAAAGCCUUGAUGCGUACCAAGGAGGUAGAGAUACGACGGCAUGUCCGAGGACAACUUUGGAAGUAAACAUUGAUGGGGUUUCUGAUGUCACAAAGGAGUUAUUUGGCACAGGCCUUCAGAAUGAAGUUGGGGACUACAAUUGCUUUUUCAACGUUAUCAUACAGUCUCUAUGGAAUCUGGGGAUGUUUCGGGCUGAUUUUUUGCGGAGUUCAACACUAGAGCACCAUCACGUGGGGGAUCCUUGUGUUGUCUGCUCCUUGUACAAAAUUUUUGAUGCUUUAAGCGCUGCUUCGAGGGAGGUACGAAAAGAACCUGCGACUCCUUCAUCUCUCAGGAUUGCAUAGAACUUGUAUCCAGAUAGCAAUUUUUUCCAAGAGGCGUCUUAUGGUGGACAUGCUCAGAUGAAUGGCUCAGAAGUAUUGGGUGUGAUUUUCGACUGCCUACAUCGCUCAUUUGCUCAAAGCUCUAGCGUGUCUGACACAGAAUCUUCGGAGAGCAAUUGUAAUGGUUCAUGGGACUGUGCCAACGGCACAUGCAUAGCCCAUUAUCUGUUUGGAAUGUAUAUUUCUGAGCAGCUGAAUUGCUUCAGCUGUGGGCUGGAGUCCAGGCAUAUGAAGUACACUUCCUUUUUCCAUAACAUCAAUGCUAGUUCCCUACGUACCAUGAAGGUCACAUGCUCUGAGAAUUCAUUUGACGAACUUUUAAAUCUUGUCGAGAUGAACCACCAACUAGCCUGUGAUCCUGAAGCUGGUGGGUGUGGAAAACCUAACCAUAUCCACCAUAUUCUCACCACUCCACCACAUGUUUCUACUACAUUUUUAGGGUGGCAAAACACAUGUGAGAGUGUAGAAGACAUAGCAGUGACGCUUGCAGCCUUAGGUACUGAGAUAGA
Molecule: messenger RNA, 4625 nt
Organism: Raphanus sativus (radish)
Lineage: Eukaryota; Viridiplantae; Streptophyta; Magnoliopsida; Brassicales; Brassicaceae
Biological process (GO): protein deubiquitination
Molecular function (GO): cysteine-type deubiquitinase activity
Source: RefSeq, a predicted model, not a curated record